GAGAAAACAGGAACAUGUGAGAGGCAGGAGCGGACUGGCACAUGGGAUGCUCGCCUUGCGCAAGUGCUAAUGCUCCAGGGACGUCAUUAAGAGGGCAACAUCAACCCAACAGCAAGAUGGAGGCCUCUAAAGAAAAGAUUGUCUUGAAUGUCGGAGGCCGCAGAUAUGAAACUUACUCCAGCACCCUCAAAACCUUCCCAGGGACCAAGCUGUGCCAGCUGACAGAGCCCCAGGCCCAGGCUGUAUCUGACUAUGACCCUAACACCAAUGAGUUUUUCUUUGAUAGAAGCGCAAAACUGUUUGGCGAUGUGCUCAAUUACUACAGGACCAGACACCUCCACUGUCCUGCAGGUGUCUGUAGGGCCCUCUGGGAGGAGGAGCUGGCCUUCUGGGGAAUCCCUGAGGCACAGCUGGCCCCCUGCUGCUGGGUGAAGCUGAGCCACACAGAAGGCCUGCAGGAGGACUUGGACCUCAGGGGCAACAAGGACGAUACCAAUGAAGACAGCCUGACUCUCCUGGGCCAGGGAGAAAGGAGGGAUUACCACUGGUGGGCUCGGUGGCAGCCCAAAAUGUGGGCUCUCUUUGAAAAGCCCUAUUCCUCUGCAGGGGCCAUGUGCUUGAUGGUAGUUUCCCUCCUGUUCAAUCUUGGCAUCCUCAUCCUCUUUUUUGUGGAACCAACAACAUACAUUGAAUUUGACCAUUAUAACACCACCAGAGAUUACAACAUCUUCCACGUUGCUCUGAAGCCCUCUCUCCAAAAGGCUAUCAGCUUGCUAUAUGUAGAGCUUUUCUGCAUCCUCUGGUUCACAUUUGAGUUUUUUAUGCGACUCACAUUCUGCCCAGAUAAAAAGAAAUUCCUCACAAACCUUCUGAAUGUGACCGAUUUCCUUUCCCUGUUCCCGGUUUAUACUGAGCUCUUCUUAGCCACCCAUAUCAAUGAAAUGCUGGACAUCUUAUCCUGGCUGGGUUUCUUCCGUGUGCUCUACAUAGUCAAACUCUUGAAGAUCUUCAAACUCCUGGAGACCCCCCUGAUGUUGAAAGUGCUGCCCUUCACAUUCCGGUCCAUCUUGAAAGAGGUCUUCAUCCUCAUGAUGAUUUUUACCUUUGAGAUCCUUUUCUUCGGUGCCCUCUGUUAUCAUGCGGAACUCCAGGAACCAGAGACACAGUUUGAUGGAAUGAUCUCUUCCUUUUAUUGGGCAGCGAUUACGCUGACCACUGUUGGCUAUGGAGAUAUAGUUGUCGUCUCUUCAUUUGGCAAAGUAAUUGCAUGCUGUGCAGCAAUUUGUGGCAUAUUGACCAUCAUCUUUCCCCUCCCAAUCUUUUUGAUCAAGUUCCAGGGUUAUUAUGCCACUGCUGUAAUGAAGGAGAAGAUGAAAAGCAACAAGAGGAACCAUUAAGAGAGCAGCAAAGCAACAUCUUUCCUGCUUUUUAUAGGACGAGGAAAACCCUUCUGAAGUGCUUAUGCUACCACAGCACAGAAGCUUUAGCUUAGCUGAUGCAAGUUGUAUUGUACCACCUUAAGAGGUAGUGCCGCUGCACCUUUUUCUCCUAACAACAGAUGAACAUAAUGAAAGUGAAGCAGAAACGGAGAGACGGGGCAUUCUGGGGCCUCUUGGAGUGUGAGUCACUAGGCAAACCGAAGGAGUUGUGUCCGUCAGAACCAGCGUUUCUUGGGCAAAAGGACUAUUAAUGUUGGGCAAAAGGUGAUAAGGUUAUAUUCCCCUUUAUCAGCACAUGCAGUUUUGCUUUAACUAGCUAGGUUUAUUACUUUGGAGAGCAAGACAUACUUUCCCAGGCCAAUGUAAGCAGGUUGGUUGUAUCUUCCAUGGCUGAAGAAGACCCACAGCAAAAACCUGUCAUCUCUCAGCUCUCCGAAGCUGUCUCUGGCCCCCUGCCAGCAGAUGCAGCCUGGAAGCCGAGGAGCAGAGCUUUGGCUGACUCCGUACUGGAAAGCCGGCGGGGGGAGACUUGGCUCUCUACUGCAAGAGCCUUGAAGGAAUACGGAUACAAUGGCAGAAGAUUAUUUAUGAGGGAGGGGGGUAAGCUGCAUACUUCUAGGAGCUACUUAAUUUUUUUCUAAAGCUUUGGAAAUUGUAGCUUUGUGAGUGGGACCAGUCACAAAAUGGCAGCGUAUACAAAAAUAAUAGCUGUCAGAGCUAGAUGAUUUUAAAGGAUUGUUAGGAAUUCAUAUGAUUGUUACACUGAAGCAACAAAAAAAAAUACGGCCAGAUUGCAGCUCAUAGCUUUAUCCACGAACAACACUGUAAUCGGGGUCUAGCAUUUCACGAUGUGCUGCGUUAGGGUUUCUUAUUGUGUGCUCUGCGGACAUGGGUGGAACUGACAGCACAUUUUGGAGACGUGCAUGUAAAAAUCCUCACAUCCAUCGUUUUGCACCAAAGCAGCAGUAGGGAUCAUUGCAUCUGCGAUUCUUAGUAUGUGGUCUGUGGACAUUGAGUUGAUCUGUGGCUUGAUGGAGGAUGGAGAGACAUUCUGUAAAAAGACAGGAUCCAUGAAGAUCUGUGCAGAUACAACUUUUUCUAUUUAAAAAAUUGCAAAAGGUUGAGUGUGGGGAAUACUUAAUGCCCCUUCCCUAAGAGUAAAGGUUCUCCUGUCAUGGCCUCCUUUCCAAGACAGAUAAAGAGGAGAAAAGCUGCUUGGGUCACUUUAAAGGGAAGGAUAAAAAAGUGGCCACAGCAGCAACCUGGACUUGCCUGGUGAAUGGGUGGCUGGGCACUCACGUCCUGCCCAUCCCUGUUUUAUGAUACAGGCUGGUCUUAUCCUAGUCAAAGCAUUUUCUGCUUAAACAUGCCAUUUUGCACCUUAAUACUGAAUGUACGUAACAGAAUAUAAAUUCUGUAAUUUAACAUUGCUGUUAUUGACAAGUGAUAGAGUCAGCCAGUUAGCCUUUAUUAUAGCACUCACAAGCCAUACUGAAGCAGAAAACACACUGUUAUUGUACUGAUUUCCUAAAAUGAUACCUCUAUAGGCAUCAUCAUCAACUUAGUACAUCUAACAAUUUAAGGGUUAGAAUCUGAGUAAAUUAUACACAGGACAUUAUCUCAGCCUGUAUUUUCAGGCAAUGGAAACUUGGGUACAUAGACAGUCAUUCUUUGGUCAACUCCCACCAAUAAAAUUUUGAGUCUUCUGCUCAGAAAAUAGUUUUAUAUCAGCCAACACAGGUUCCAGUAAAUUCAGGCAUGCUUGGACAUAAAAUCUGCAGUGAAAUAACACGCGAGCCAGUAAUUGAAUCAAGUCAUCAGAAUGGGGGGGGGGGGGAAUCUACAAAUUGAUGGAAUGUUAUUUAUGUUGCUGCCAUCAGUGCAGAGAGUGGCAUGUUAACAGAGCAAUCCCAAACAAGGUUACACCAGUCUAAGCCUACUGAAAGAGCCCAUUGAAAGAGUAAGGAUUGCAGGAUUCGUUUUCGUUUUCUCAGCUAUGUCGGACGCUCCUCUCAGCAGGUCUGAGAGGAAGCGCCCGAGCACCCUGACCGGGAGGCUGAUCUGCGAAGAUUAGCCCCCAAGACUCCCAGGCGGGGAGGCAGGGUCCGGGACGCUGUGGAAAGAACCCCCCGAAAAUCAAUGUGGGGGGUAAAUUGCCCGUUUGUCCCUAUGGAGGCCGGCAGAUGUGCGCGGCGUCUCGAGUGCUGCUGGGCUAUGGAAAACGGCAAAGAACAGAACUAGGCGGAAGCCUGCAAGUAAGCGAAUCCCUUCUGUUAUUACAAGCGUACGCGAAGGAGUGGUGGGAUCUGAAGCUAAGAAGGCUCGUUCUUCCCCUUCGCUGAGUUUCAGAAUUUGGGCUGGCGGUCCCCCCCCUAAAAUGGCAGCGAAAAAACAAAGUCCCGCUCUGGGUAAGUCAAUCUCGACUAUCCUGAAGGGAGAAUCGCUCGAGGAACUGGUGCGCAGGGCGGUUGUUGAAGCCAUAAAACCCUUUGUUGACAAGCUGAACGAAACAGAUCAAAGGGUGGGCUUUAUUGAAAGCGAAGUGAAAACCAUUAAGGAAGCAGCGGGGGGGCAGAGAAGGCUGCCCGGGAAAGUGCGUCACUCGUGAAGGCUACGAAAAAAGAGUUAAAGCUGGUGGAGAACCAGCUGAUCGGGCUACAAGUGGAACGAACGCAGACAAUUUUGCGCCUCCAGAACGUGAAAGAGGAGGAAAAUGAGGAUUUAUGGGGUCUGGUCUCGGAACUACUGGCGACACCCGCGAGGACAACUAAAGAAGAGGUUAAAAGCGCCAUUUUGGAAGUCCGCCGGGCUUCUUCAAAAUAUGCAACGAAGCGUCAGCUGCCUCGCGAGAUCAUCAUCGAUUUUUCAUGUAAAAGGAUCCGAGACACCGUCCUAUACCAUACAAUGCGGAUUUGGACUUUUUGGGUAACAAAGUUAAGAUACUGAAGGACGUUCCAUUUUUAGUUCGGAAAAGACGUUUUAAGUAUAAAAAGCUCGCAGCUCUUCUGAGGGAACGUGGAAUAAAGUACAAAUGGUUAUUUCCGGAAGGAAUCUGGUUUAGUUACAAAGAUCGAACCUAUAAGAUACUAUCAGAAGAUCAACUAAGGGAUUUUGAGGAUAAAAAUUCGGAAUUUCAGUGUACCAAGCAAGAAGAAAGGGAGAAGUCUGAGGAGGGGGGGGGAGGAAACGAGCACUGCGGCAGCAGUUGCUCAGAGAGAAUUGCGUCCGGGACCCAGGAGGGGGAGGAAAACUUAAUUUGAAUUUGAUUGUAAUUUGUAUCCUGUAUGAUCAACCACUCCAUCAUUACUCUAUUAAGCUAUUUCUUUACUAUGGCAGUAUGAAGGGAAAGCAUUGAAGUGUAGUGUUUAGUGUUUAGUGUUUAGUGUUUGUAGGUUACCCUCCCCCUUUUUUCCCACCCUUCCUUUUUCUUUCUUCUCCCCUCUUUUCCUUCCCUUGUGUUAUUGUAAUCUUUUGUAGUUACUGUUAUUGUAUGUUAGGUAUUGAAAAAUAAAAAAAUUUCAAAAAAAAAAAGAAAGAGUAAGGAUUGCACUGUAAAUCUAGCUAGUGUAAAAGCACGGCAGUAUCUUGGAACAGUUAAUAUUGAUCAGGGCUUUUUUUCUGGGAAAAGAGGUGGCAGA
Molecule: messenger RNA, 5077 nt
Organism: Eublepharis macularius
Lineage: Eukaryota; Metazoa; Chordata; Lepidosauria; Squamata; Eublepharidae
Product: potassium voltage-gated channel subfamily C member 1-like
Exons: 3
Coding region: 42-1397 (451 amino acids)
Biological process (GO): protein homooligomerization; potassium ion transmembrane transport
Cellular component (GO): neuronal cell body membrane; axon; dendrite membrane
Molecular function (GO): delayed rectifier potassium channel activity; protein binding
Source: RefSeq, a predicted model, not a curated record